This is a messenger RNA of Homo sapiens (human), 1239 nucleotides long. It is a transcript of the gene MRPS22, whose product is annotated as mitochondrial ribosomal protein S22. Gene Ontology annotation, cellular component: mitochondrion. The transcript is spliced from 8 exons. The record is from RefSeq and is marked reviewed. Lineage: Eukaryota; Metazoa; Chordata; Mammalia; Primates; Hominidae. The coding region runs from base 34 to 1113 and encodes 359 amino acids.
AACCACUUCCGGCGCAAGUGGCUUCUGAUAAUCAUGGCGCCCCUCGGAACAACUGUAUUGCUGUGGAGCCUCUUGAGGAGUUCUCCGGGCGUGGAACGGGUCUGUUUCCGGGCUCGAAUCCAGCCCUGGCACGGUGGCCUGCUCCAACCGCUACCUUGCUCUUUCGAGAUGGGGCUGCCACGCCGCCGGUUCAGCUCCGAGGCCGAAUCUGGUAGCCCAGAGACCAAGAAACCUACAUUUAUGGAUGAGGAAGUUCAAAGCAUACUCACGAAAAUGACAGGCUUGAACUUGCAGAAGACUUUUAAGCCAGCUAUACAAGAACUGAAGCCACCAACCUAUAAGCUAAUGACUCAGGCACAGUUGGAAGAGGCUACAAGACAGGCAGUUGAGGCAGCUAAAGUACGAUUAAAAAUGCCACCAGUUCUGGAAGAGCGAGUACCAAUAAAUGAUGUGUUAGCUGAAGAUAAGAUUUUGGAAGGAACAGAAACAACCAAAUAUGUGUUUACUGAUAUAUCAUAUAGCAUACCACACCGGGAGCGUUUUAUUGUCGUCAGAGAACCAAGUGGCACACUACGCAAAGCCUCUUGGGAAGAACGGGACCGAAUGAUACAAGUUUAUUUCCCAAAAGAAGGUCGUAAAAUUUUGACACCAAUAAUUUUCAAGGAAGAAAAUCUUAGGACUAUGUAUAGCCAGGACAGGCAUGUUGAUGUCCUCAAUCUCUGCUUUGCCCAGUUUGAGCCAGAUUCCACAGAGUAUAUCAAGGUUCAUCACAAGACCUAUGAAGAUAUAGAUAAACGUGGAAAAUAUGACCUUUUACGUUCAACAAGAUACUUUGGUGGAAUGGUGUGGUAUUUUGUAAAUAAUAAAAAGAUUGAUGGUUUGCUGAUUGACCAGAUUCAGAGAGAUUUAAUCGAUGAUGCAACCAACUUGGUCCAGCUGUAUCACGUGCUCCAUCCAGAUGGCCAGUCGGCUCAAGGGGCCAAGGAUCAGGCUGCUGAGGGAAUAAAUUUAAUCAAGGUCUUUGCAAAAACAGAAGCACAGAAGGGAGCCUAUAUAGAACUAACACUGCAGACUUAUCAAGAAGCACUCAGUCGCCAUUCUGCAGCUUCCUAAAAAUAUUUUAAAAAUACAUUUAUUUUACUAAAUACUGACUACAUUUCUCUGUUAAUAUUGAGCUAAAUGUUAAAAAAUGGCCAGAUUAAAAGAUAUCAAUUUGUAGUUCUCCCUACAAAGCAAAAA